AUGGAAGGGACUGAGAAGACCGUUCCCGGCGAUGAGAGAUGUGCGUCUCUCUCUAAGCCUGAGAAAAGGGACGAUGUGGCUGUCGACAGGGUGGCAACAGAUAUCAGCAACGAUAUCACCGCCGAAGAUGGAGGCAGUACGCAAGAUGUUGAAGCUCGCGCUGAAGAAGCGGUUUAUUCAUCCUUCAGCAAGAGCACCAAGAUCUUUAUCCUGAUGAUGGCGACUUUUUCGUCCUUGUUCUCACCCGUGUCUACGACCAUCUACCUACCCGCUCUGACGCCUCUCUCGGCUGAUCUGAAAGUCUCUAACACCCUGAUCAACUUGACCCUGACCACCUAUAUGAUCUUUCAGGCCAUCUCGCCUAGCUUCUUUGGUGACUUUGCGGACACCAGCGGCCGAAGACCAGCAUACAUUACCACAUUCGGAGUGUAUCUGGCAGCCAAUAUCGGACUAGCGCUGCAGCACAGCUAUGCAGCACUACUGGUGCUACGAUGCCUGCAGAGUGCAGGAAGUAGCGCGACAAUUGCGAUUACGAUGGGCGUGAUGGCUGACAUUGCCACAGUUUCAGAGCGAGGGAGGUAUGUAGGCAUGGUGCUGACGGGCACUUUGGCCGGUCCUGCUCUCGGCCCAGUGUUGGGUGGUGUUCUUGUGCAGUUUCUUGGAUGGAGGUCGACGUUUUGGUUCCUGGUAAUUGGCGCGGGGGUGUUUCUGGUGCCAUACACGCUAUUUGUGCCAGAGACAUGCAGGAACGUGGUGGGUGAUGGCUCUGUGAAACCACCAUGGUGGUGGAGCCGCACGUUGAUUGACGUGUGGAAGGGGGGAAAGGGGCACCGGAGUGAAGCAGAGUGGGAGGCAGCUCUGGCAAGGCAGGGAGUGAAGAGACGGCCGGCCCGUUUCCCGAAUCCGCUGCAGUGUGCAAAGCUGGUGCUGGAGAAGGAUAUCGGACUGCUCCUGUUCGUCACUGCGGUGUUGUAUGGAGUCUAUUACGUCAUGCUGACCUCCGUGCCGUCCCUGUAUAAGGAGAUAUACGGCUUCAACGAGUUCCAGGUCGGACUCUGUUUUCUACCGAGUGCAGCAGGGGGCGUCGCGGCAAGCUUUAGCAUGGGCCACCUUCUAGACUGGAAAUUCAAACGCAUCGCUACGAGUCUUGGCCUGCCUGUGGACCGCAAACGAGCACAAAACAUCAAGGAAUUCCCCAUCGAGCGAGCACGGAUCACAGUCCUCUUCCCCUUCCUAUACGCCGGCAUGGCCGCCAUGAUCGGCUACGGCUGGGCUCUGGACCGCAAGGUGAUGCUCGCUGGACCUCUCAUACUGCAGUUCGUGGCAGGAUUCUGUAUGGCGGGCGCCUUCACGUCCACGAGCACGCUGCUGGUGGACCUGUACCCGUCCAACCCAUCUGCGGUGACAGCAGCGAGCAACCUGACACGGUGCAUGCUGGGAGCUGCCGCGACAGCGUCGUUCAGCCCGAUGAUCGAGCGGAUCGGAGUUGGCUGGUGCUUUACGGUGUGGUGUCUUGUUACUGUGGGGAUGACGCCGGGGUUGUGGGCUGUGGUCCGAUGGGGUCCCGGGUGGCGGGAGGAGCGGCGGCAGCGAGACCUGAAAGUGCCGGCAUAG
This is a messenger RNA of Arthroderma uncinatum, 1614 nucleotides long. RefSeq lists its product as uncharacterized. The coding region runs from base 1 to 1614 and encodes 537 amino acids. The record is from RefSeq and is a predicted model, not a curated record. Lineage: Eukaryota; Fungi; Ascomycota; Eurotiomycetes; Onygenales; Arthrodermataceae. Gene Ontology annotation, biological process: transmembrane transport. Gene Ontology annotation, molecular function: transmembrane transporter activity. The transcript is spliced from 2 exons.